Molecule: messenger RNA, 7940 nt
Organism: Oncorhynchus keta (chum salmon)
Lineage: Eukaryota; Metazoa; Chordata; Actinopteri; Salmoniformes; Salmonidae
Gene: taok2b
Product: TAO kinase 2b
Exons: 21
Coding region: 578-4060 (1160 amino acids)
Biological process (GO): protein phosphorylation
Molecular function (GO): protein kinase activity; ATP binding
Source: RefSeq, a predicted model, not a curated record
AAAUUAUUAUCUUUCUUUUCCGGUUUCCGGUCGGCUCCCGCCCCACUCCGCCAUCAUGAAGUUGUGAACCAAAAAACGAAUGAGACAGAAAGGGUAAAAAAGGAAAACAAUUCAUGAAUAACAUUUAUGUAAUGAUAAAAUAUGGUCAAGAGUGGAGCAAAUACCGGGAUCAGCUUUAAAUUGAUUAACUGUUUCCCAGUCGUAAUCUUCUGAUUGCUGGUGAGAAGACCAGGUCGUUAGCAUUUUGAUUGACUGCCAUAGCUAAUGCUAGCUAAAUCAUUUGCGAAUAAUGGAAUAUCAAUGAAAACAAUGUGGCUCGCUCGUGUUGAAUAGAGCAGAAGAGGUAACGUUAGAAAAGCGACCAAUAUUUCCCAUCCCGGGUCAGCUAGCUAGCUCUCCAGCUAGCUACAGUGGACCCCAAAAGCCACGAUUUGUCUUUGGUGGGGUGCAGGCAUGCACCCAAAUUAGCAACUGGGAUGCCAUUGCCAACACCAACAUGAACAUUUUCGAUUGAAAACAAUUGAAGGAUUUUGGCGUUGGGCAACAGAGCUAGGAAGGGGCAACCCCAUCCUUCAUAAUGGCGCUGGCCAUGCCGUCCAGUGUGCGGGCCGGGAGCCUGAAGGACCCAGAGGUAGCUGAGCUCUUCUACAGAGAUGACCCUGAGAAGCUGUUCACCGACUUGCGGGAGAUCGGCCACGGCAGCUUCGGAGCGGUCUACUUUGCACAUGACAUCCGCACCAAUGAAGUGGUGGCCAUUAAGAAAAUGUCCUACGGUGGCAAGCAGUCCAAUGAGAAAUGGCAGGAUAUCAUCAAAGAAGUGAAGUUUCUCCAGAAACUGCACCACCCCAACACUGUGGAGUACAGAGGUUGCUACCUGAGAGAGCACACAGCAUGGCUGGUAAUGGAGUAUUGUUUGGGUUCAGCCUCUGACCUACUGGAAGUCCACAAGAAGCCCCUCCAGGAACAGGAGAUAGCAGCCAUCACCCACGGUGCAUUGCAGGGCCUGGUGUAUCUUCAUUCUCACAACAUGAUUCACAGGGAUGUGAAGGCUGGUAACAUCUUGCUGACCGAGCCUGGCCAGGUGAAACUGGGUGAUUUUGGCUCAGCCUCCAUCAUUGCCCCGGCCAACUCGUUCGUGGGAACGCCCUACUGGAUGGCUCCUGAGGUGAUCCUGGCCAUGGACGAGGGCCAGUACGACGGCAAAGUGGAUGUGUGGUCACUGGGCAUUACCGCCAUAGAGCUGGCGGAGAGGAAGCCGCCUCUGUUCAAUAUGAAUGCUAUGAGUGCCUUAUACCACAUUGCCCAGAACGAGAGUCCCGUUCUGCAGUCCAAUCACUGGUCUGAUUAUUUCCAUAACUUUGUGGACUCGUGUCUGCAGAAGAUCCACCAGGACAGACCUACCUCGGACGUGCUGCUGAAGCACCAUUUCCUAUGCAGAGAGCGUCCUCACACGGCGGUGAUGGACCUGAUAGCUCGCACCAAAGACGCGGUGCGGGAGCUGGACAACCUGCAGUACCGCAAAAUGAAGAAGAUCCUUUUCCACGAGGCCCUCAACGGGCCCCAGCCCGAGGGAGGAGAGGAGGAGGAGGACGUGGAGCAGUACAUGCUGCGGACAGGUACGGUCAACAGCAUGGAGAGCUCCCAUUCGCUGCCUUCCAUGUCCAUCAGCGCAAGCUCCCAGAGCAGCUCGGUCAACAGCCUGGCGGACGGUUCGGACGACAGCGGCGAGAUGGCCAUGAUGCAGGAGGGCGAGCAAACAGUCACCUCCAACAGCUCAGUCCUGCACAAGCCCCUGAGCCAUGACAACAUCUACGACGACCCCUACCAGCCCGAACUGGACGCACAGCAGCAGCCCCCGUCACGGGGUGAGGGACGAGAAGGUGGCAGGCGGAAGGGACACCGCAGCCGAGAUCACUUUGCCACGAUCCGGACAGCAUCGCUGGUGACCCGGCAGAUCCAGGAGCAUGAGCAGGGGUCGGCGCUGAGGGAGCAGAUGUCUGGGUACAAGCGCAUGCGGCGGCAGCACCAGAAGCAGCUGAUGGGCCUCGAAAACAAGCUGAAGGCGGAGAUGGAUGAGCAUCAGCUGAGGCUGGACAAGGAGUUGGAGAACCAGAGAAACAGCUUUGGAGGGGAGGGGGACAAGCUGAGCAAGAAGCACCAGGCUAUCCUGGAGAAGGAGACCAAGGCAGCCCUGGCUGAGGAGAAGAAGUUCCAGCAGCACAUCCUGGCCCAGCAGAAGAAGGAACUGACCAGCCUGCUGGAAUCCCAGAAACGGCAGUACCGCGCACGCAAGGAGCAGCUCAAAGAGGAACUGAACGAGAACCAGUUGACCCCCAAGCGUGAGAAGCAGGAGUGGCUGGUGCAUCAGAAGGAGUGUCUCCAGCAGCUGCAGGCGGAAGAUGAGGCGGGGCUCCUGCGCCGCCAGAGGCAGUACUACGAGCUGCAGUGUCGCCAGUACAAGAGGAAGAUGCUGCUGGCGCGCCACAAUCUGGAGCAGGACCUACUCCGAGAGGACCUGAACAAGAAGCAGACACUGAAGGACCUGGAGUGCGCAAUGCUUCUGCGCCACCACGAGUCCACCCAGGAGAUGGAGUUUCGGCAGCUGGGCUCGGUGCAGCGCACGCGGGCUGACCUGAUCCGCACACAGCACCAGACGGAGCUCACCAAUCAGAUGGAGUACAACAAGCGACGCGAGCAGGAGCUGAGGCAGAAGCACGCCGUGGAGGUCCGCCAGCAGCCCAAGAGCCUCAAAUCCAAAGAACUCCAGAUCAAGCGUCAGUUCCAGGACACGUGCAAGAUCCAGACGCGCCAGUACAAGGCCCUGCGCAACCACUUGCUGGAGAACACGCCCAAGUCGGACCACAAGGCGGUGCUCAAGCGCCUGAAGGAUGAGCAGACGCGUAAGCUGGCCAUCCUGGCUGAGCAGUACGACCACUCCAUCAAUGACAUGCUGUCCACACAGGCUCUCCGAUUGGAUGAGACGCAGGAGGCGGAGUAUCAGGUGCUGCGGAUCCAGCUGCAGCAAGAGUUGGAGCUGCUCAACGCCUACCAGAGCAAGAUCAAGAUCCACACCGACUCGCAGCAUGAGCGUGAGGCCAAGGACCUGGAGCAGAGGGUGUCCAUCCGCCGGGCACUGCUGGAGCAGAGGAUUGAGGAGGAGAUGCUUUCUCUUCAGAAUGAGCGCUCUGAGCGCAUCCGCACCCUCCUGGAGCGGCAGGCCUGUGAGAUCGAGUCCUUUGACUCGGAGAGCCUCCGUCUGGGUUUCAGCAACAUGGCCCUCACGGGCAUCCCCAGCGAGGCCUACCCCAAGCAGGGCUACACCAACGCCCCACCAGUGUUCCGCUCUGGUGGGGGCCACUGGAGCCAUGGCAUGCACCCCCAGAAUGCCCAGCCCCAGCCCCAGCCGCACUCGCGCCGCAGCCACAACAGUAGUAGCAGUGGAGGGGGUGGGGGUGUUGGAGGGGGGAGCAAAGGGGAGUCUUCUUCUUCUCACGGCAUGGCUCUGGGGUUGGGUCUGGGGAGGGACGGGAGGGAGGUGCAUCCUUCAUCUCGUUCAUCAGCCUCUUCUUCCUCCUCCUCCUCCCAACAACACCACCACCGCCAUCACCUGCCACAGCACUACCACCACCAAAGCACACCCCAGCUCUACCGGGAGCGGGAGAGGGAUAGAGAGAGGGAGCGGGAGAAGGAGAGGGACAGGGAGUGGGCCGGUGUCCGAGGCAGCGGCGACCUGGCCCACCCGCAGCACCCCCAUCACUUCUCCCACAACCUGCCCUCUCGCUCCUCCUCUCAGUCCCUGGCCCUGCUGCCGCCGCCGCCCCCCGCGCCCCCCUCCAUCUCGGGGCCCUCCUCGUCCUCCUUGCAGGGAGGGGUGUAUGGCGGGGGGCUGGCCGUCAGGGGCGGUCCCAGCCUCAUGGCCCUGAGGAACAGCCCCCAGCCACUGAGGAGGACGGCAUCCGGAGGGGGACCUGGCGGGGCGGGUGGAGGCGACGGGGUGCUGAGCCGCAGCACCUCGGUCACCUCGCACAUCUCCAACGGCUCCCACCUCUCCUACUCCUAAAGAGGGGGGAGGCGGUGGAGGGUGUUCACCCGAGAGAGAGCAGGAGGUAGGGAGUAGACUGGGAUGGGGGAAUGUAGCUACCUGUCUUACCAUUGAAGUGGGUGAGGGAAAAGGAUGCGGAGAUGAUGGUGUCUGACUUUUUUUCUGAGGUGAGGCAGGGGAAGGGAGGCGGGUAGGUAUCAGUUUGAGGGUUUGCUCUUCAAGGUAGCCAUGUCUUCUUCUAUGAUGUUCUAUAAUGGAAUGGAGGAAGCGAGAGAAUAGGUGGGAAAGUGCAUGGAAAGGGAAGAGAUAAAGACAACAGACCUAAAAGUGAAUGUAUGUAUGUCGUGUGUGGUGUCCUGAUAAUCUAGCAAACACUUGUGUUGUAUUGCUUCAGAAAGGGAAGACAUGGGGAACAAUAAAAAAUGCUGGUUUUAGUCUGCAUUCAGAAAGGUAGCUAUUGUUUGAAACACAUUUUAUUGGUUUAUAACUUAUUUGUUGACAGUGUUUUGGUUUAUUUUGUAGAUGUGUUAAAAACAAGUGGCUCGGGACGUCCCCAAGGCCUUUAAGAAGUCUUAAAGGGAUGGUGUGAUGACCACGCAAGAAUUACGGCUGAUGUAAAUGAAUAUGAAUACACAGAAUGUUUAUAAAGGCAACAAACAGACCCGGUUUCAUUAAAAAUAAUGAAAGCACCUGAAAUGGAGAGAGACAUUUGUAUGGACAACAAAAUGACCUCAAAAACUUUUCCGUCAUCCAUGACAUACACUAUAUAUACAAAAGUAUGUGGACAACCCUUCAAAUUAGUGGAUUCGGCUACUUCCAACAAGUCAGUUUGUCAAAUUUCUGUCCUGCUAGAGCUCCCCCGGUUAACUGUAAGUGCUGUUAUUGUGAAGUGUAAACAUCUAGGAGCAAGAAUGGCUCAGCCGUGAAGUGGUAGGCCAUACAAGCUCACAGAAUGGGACCGCUGAGUGCUGAAGCACGUAGUGUGUAAAAAUCGUCUGUCCUCGGUUGCAACACUCACUACCAAGUUCCAAAAUGCCUCUGGAAACAACUUCAGCACAAGAACUGUUCGUCAGGAGAUUCAUGAAAUGGGUUUCCAUUUCCGAACAGCCUCACAAAAGCUUAAGAUCACAAUGCCAAGCGGCGGCUGGAGUGGUGUAAAGCUCGCCGCCAUUGGACUCUGGAGCAGUGGAAACGCGUUCUAUGGAGUGAUGAAUCACUCUUCACCAUCUGGCCGAAUCAUCUGGGUUGGCGGACACCAGGAGAACGCUACCUGUCCCAAUGCAUAGUGCCAACUGUACAGUUUGGUGGAGGAGGAAUAAUGGUCUGGGGCUGUUAUUAAUGGUUCGGGAUUGGCCCCUUAGUUCCAAUGAACGGAUAUCUUAACGCUACAGCAUACAAUGACAUUCUAGACUAUUCUGUGCCUCCAACUUUGUGGCAACAGUUUGGGGAAGGCCCUUUCUCGUUUCAGCGUGACAAUGGCCCCAUGCACAAAGCGAGCUCCAUACAGAAAUGGUUUGUCGAGAUCAGUGUGUUAGAACUUGACUGGCCUGCACAGAGCCCUAACCUCAACCCCAUCAAACACCUUUGGGAUGAAUUGGAAUGCUGACUGAGAACCAGGCCUAAUUGCCCAACAUCACUAAUGCUCUUGUGGCUGAAUGUAAGCAAGUCCCAGCAGCAAUGUUCCAGCAUCUAGUGGAAAUCCUUCCCAAACGAGUGGAGGCUGUUAUAGCAGCAAAGGGGGGACCAACUCUAUAUUAAUGCCCAUGAUUUUGGAAGGAGUUGUUCAAAAAUCAGGUGUCCAUAUACUUUUGGUGAUGUAGUGCAUUUAUUAUCUUUAAAAAUGACAUAGGUGUCCAUGGGAGUCGCUCUAAUGCAUUACAUAAAUGUACAAAACAUUUGUAAACAUGACCAAAAUCACAUUUGAGAUGUACAGUAUUAGUUGUCCAAGUUUCACUGGUAUUUAAAGACCAGUGCAGUCAAACUUAAUUUUCCUGUGUUUUACACUGCAAAAAGGGAAAUCUAAGCAAUCCUAAAUAUCUUCUAUUGAGUGAUAAUUUGACCUUCUUGAAAAAUCUUGAAAUAAGUUAAAUUACUUGUAUUAAGACUUUUUUAAGGUUAAAAUAAGCACAAUUAUUUGCCAAUUAUGUUAGAUAAUUGAGCUUAGUAAGAAAAAACAAGAAAAAAACACUUAUCACUCAAUGUAAGAUAUUUAGGCUUGCUUAAUGUUCACUUUUUGCAGUGUAUAUAUAUUUCCACACUGUGGUUUGAAUAAUAUUGUGAAAAGUAUGAUAAUGCCCUUGUAGUGUACGAUAUGUUUAAAAAGACCGCCUGAAAUUUCAGCUUUUGUUUUGGUGACAUCAUCAGACAGUUAAUAGACCAAUAAGAAUGAGCGUUCCAAACCUCUUUGACAAAAACUGCUAGUUUUAAGUUUCCCCUUCCCCACUCAAAACAGUCCUAGCAAAAUUCUUGCUUGAGAAAUGGCUAUUCUUGUUUAUUUUCUUUUAAAAACAAAAAUGUAUCCGUUUUAUGGAGUAAUAACGACAAUGAUCAUAGUAAUUUUGAUAUAUUCAAUGAGUAUUGAACCCAGGAUUUAGACUAAGAAAGCAUUUUCUAUAGGUCAAUAUUACCAUUACUAAUCCAUAUAUAGUUGUUGUAAUCUUGUACAAAAAUGUGUUUUUAUCUUGCAAGAAAAAUGCCACUUUUGACUGUGGGCUAUGGUUGAAAAUGUGUAAAAAAAUAGAUAUACAUUGGAUUGUCAGGUAUGGUGUGUGUAACAGGUAUUAAUGAUUAUUAAUAAUGUUUUAUUAAUAAUUGUUGAUUAUUCAUGUGUGUACAUGUGUUGGUUGAGUGGUAAUACAGUCUAGUUAUAUUGCCACUUUUUUAGACAAACAAACAUUAUUGCAUUUUAAAGACACUUGUGUAAUCUUUAUAAAAGGUCUGACCCCAAUGAAAAGGAAGGUGACACAUCCAAAAGAAGCAACAUUGGUUGACAUGAACAUUAUUAACCUCUUCUGGUAUGUUUAUGUUCGGUUGUUGGAUUUUGAAAUGAAAACGUUGGUUGAAUUUUCUAGAGAUUUCACGAUUUAUUCUACUGAGCCCACACAUAUUCUAGCAUGAAGAACAAAAUGGAGUUCAAAGAUAAAGAAAUGGUGCACAAUUUAGAUGAUAAUCUCACAGUGCAAACCAUCAUUGCAAGGUGCGAGCCACUUGUCAGUGAGCUUGUGCUGCAAGUUGAAGUAAGUUUUAAGGUUAAGGGUGGUCAACCAUUUGUUGUGUAGUUAAGCCUACACUCACCAAGGCCAUAUUACUCAAAUACUUAACUUCCCCUUUCUUAAUUAAAGGGGUCUGCCUCAUUCAGUUAGCUAAGACUCUGUUGAUAACUAGGGAUUCUGAGAUGCUGUUCCUUUGUACAAACAGGGUGAUUUAUUUAUUCAAUCUCAAAAACACCAGCUCUGAUAAGUCCCCCUGUAGCCUAAUACUUCAUGCUUGGUUUAAAUCUCAGUGCAUGCAGAAAACUCCUUAUAUAAAUAAGACUGGUGGGUUUUGAUAUGUGGAUGGAUGGUAACAUAACAUGCUAAUUCAUAGGUAUUGGGGGGUGGUGCAGUAAAAGGUGUUAUCUUAAUUUCUUAAGGUCUAGGAAAUCAUGAUGGACAUCAGGAAGAAGAGAUCCCAAUUCCUUUGUCACAGCCAUAGCUGGUUAGAUGAUGAUAUGGACUGUUCUGUGUGGACUUGUACUUUAUGGUUUGCAAAGGGGAAAUUUUCAGUUAAUAUGUAAACAUAGUUGAACAUUCCAAUCAGGGGAUUCCAAGCUUGAGGGAAAAGAAUAGGGUUCUUUAAAAUGUGUUGAACAAGAAGGUAAAAGCAAAGUAAUAAAAAAUAAAACAUGAAUGAUCGUAAA